AUGUCAAUACCGGCCGAUGAAAAACGCAACCACUCGCCCAAAAGACCACCUGGCCAUCAAGUGAAGAAGCAUCGGUGGACUGUCAGAUUCCCAGAUGAGGUGGACCGAGUGUGCACGCUUUACGUGGGAGUCCAGUUUCACGGAGGAAACGAGGAAGCGCGAACUACGGCAGAACGACAUGUUGAGCAGCUGCUAAAUGAGGAAGCCAAUCGGCCUGCUGUGACUGAAGCUUUUCGAUUGACCGCUGGAAACGACAUGCCCGGAUCCAAGCUCUGGGUCGCCCAUUGGACACAGCCCGCCGAAUUCAUCGCCAAAUUAGAACAGAUCAAUCUGCUUCGCCUCUGGCAAAGCUUGGGGGAGUCCAAACGGCAUAUCGGACUUUGGUGUGAGCAAUUCACCGUUCCAUUGCAGCGGCUGCAAACGAGUUAUUUUCGACUUGACUACAAACCUGGAUUAGCGGCAUUGCCAGGAGUCAGUCAUCCAGCGCAUGAUUACACCGAAUACUGGGGCGCUGGUAGAGAUCGGCUCUCCGCCUCCUCUCAUGACCUCUUCCCGUUGCCUCCUCAGCAUAUCAUGCCUCGUACCAAACCCGUGGGCUUUGGACAACGCCUUUCCGGAACAAAUUACGACAACAUGUGUCACAUCCGCUCUGGCCAACGAUGGGAGGAGUGCAGUGCAGAGGAACGUGAAGCCUACGAAGGCGACCUCCAGAAAAGCCUCAUGCGCGGUAUGAAGUAUCUGUGGGACAAUCCUGAAGAAACGGGUUCCAUCGGACUAAGAAUGGGGAGAAAGGUCAUCGAGGCAGAGGAGCAGCCAGUAAGAGAGACUGACGUUAUGGGCUUUCAUCGAAACUGGGCAGACCUGGAGAAGUGGUCGAGUCGGCAUCCGUCACAUUUGGAGAUUUUCAGUGGAUCUAUGAAACACAGCAAGAGGUUCGGCGAUGACAGAAGGUUUAUGACUUGGCAAGAGGUUGCUAUUCUCAAAGAAGGAGAAGCGAACUUUGAAUACAUAAAUUGCGGUCCCAAGACCGGUGUCAUGGGAUGGGUGGGACUGCAGGUUCAAGGUUUGGUAGGUCUAGACAGAAGUAAAAUAUAG
Talaromyces atroroseus is the source of this 1095-nucleotide messenger RNA. RefSeq lists its product as hypothetical. The transcript has a single exon. The record is from RefSeq and is a predicted model, not a curated record. Lineage: Eukaryota; Fungi; Ascomycota; Eurotiomycetes; Eurotiales; Trichocomaceae. The coding region runs from base 1 to 1095 and encodes 364 amino acids.